AUGCCUCCCAAUUUCGAUCCAGAUGACUUCUAUCUUUCUGUUCCAAAUCCUGCUCAGUACACAGUAAUUUUGCCAGAUCGACCAAACAUCCAUCGAAAAACGACUAGAGUGCAGCUAAUCAGAAAAUAUUCAAUUGGAUUUUUGUUAGGAUUCAUUUUAUGUCUUAUUGUUUUUGUUUCCACUUCGUUUGUUUUUGGAAAGUUUUCUCUGAAUUAA
Caenorhabditis briggsae is the source of this 216-nucleotide messenger RNA. The transcript is spliced from 2 exons. The record is from RefSeq and is a predicted model, not a curated record. Bases 1 to 216 code for a protein of 71 amino acids. Lineage: Eukaryota; Metazoa; Nematoda; Chromadorea; Rhabditida; Rhabditidae.